Molecule: messenger RNA, 1002 nt
Organism: Diaporthe batatas
Lineage: Eukaryota; Fungi; Ascomycota; Sordariomycetes; Diaporthales; Diaporthaceae
Exons: 1
Coding region: 1-1002 (333 amino acids)
Cellular component (GO): mitochondrion
Molecular function (GO): oxidoreductase activity
Source: RefSeq, a predicted model, not a curated record
AUGGCGAAAGUUAUGAGAACCUGGCAAUACUCUGCCAUCCAAGGCAACCUAGAAGACUGCUUGACCCUCAAAGACGACGCCCCCGUUCCGGACGUUGCUUCCUUGGCCAAGGACGAGCUCCUCGUCGAAGUCAUCAGCGCCUCGCUUAAUCCAGUCGACUACAAGAUCCCAGAGGCGCCACUCUUCGGCCGCCUCCUGAUAGCGCGCCCCGCGACUCCUGGAAUGGACCUCUGCGGCCGCGUUGUCGGCAAACAUCCAUCAAACACCUCCUUCGCAGAGGGUCAGCUCAUUUUCGGCGGCUAUGCUAUGAGCAAUCAGAGGGGUACCCUCAGCCAAUAUUGCAUCAUCUCCUCGGCGAACGUCAUACCAUUGCCAGAGGGGAUCAGCCCGGACGACGCGGCGGCGGUAGGCACAGCUGCCACCACGGGUUACCAGUCAAUUAUGCCUAGCACCCUCCAACCAGGCGCGAAGGUCUUCAUCAACGGCGGAAGUGGUGGGACGGGGACCUGGGCCAUACAGUUUGCCAAGGCCUUGGGUGCCGAGGUCGUCACGACGUGCUCGACUGCAAACGUCGAGCUUUGUCGGGGGCUUGGUGCCGACGAGGUGAUCGACUAUAGGAAAACAGACGUGGUGGCGGGCCUCAAGGCCCGAGGGAAAAUCUUCGAUCUGGUGGUCGAUAACGUCGGCAACACCACAGAGCUGUAUGACAACAGUCAACAGUAUCUGAAACCCGGGGGCACAUUCGUUUCGGUUGGUGUCGGUCCGGGUAUGUCGGUCACAGGCACCUUCUCCACCCUGUUCAAGCAGAUGCGCUCGGGAUUCUACUUUGUGCAGCAGAAGAACGACCCGAAGUUCUUCGAGCAAAUUGCACAGUGGAUGGUGGAGGGGAAGGCGCGAGCAGUCAUUGACUCUACAUUUCCGUUUGAUCAAGUGAAAGAAGCUUACAGAAAGCUGAGGGAAGGAAGAACCAAGGGAAAGAUUGUUGUUCAUGUAAAAGGCUAG